AUGAAAACUCUUAGAUCUAUGAGCUUCAGUCAAAAAUUUGUUAUGAAAAGUUGCAUAACUGAUGUGAAUGCUUCCUUGAACAAUCUGAUCGAGACUCGUGAUUCUCUACUCACGGUAUCUGUAAGGCAGCAUCUGGCUGAUAAACUUACAUCUAUGUUCUUGAUGUUUUAUAUGCUUGAGGGUGUUUCGGAGUCUGGCACACUUCCGAAACAAAGGGGAGAUAAUGUGAAGCAAUCUACGAAAGAACCCCAGAAAGUAGUCGAAACUUCUGAUGCAAAAAAGCCGAAGGGAUUUGAUCCGAAGGAUAAUGUAGCUUCGGGAUCAAAGGGAAAGGAAAAGGUCAUCGAUGAUGAUGAUGACGAACAUGCAAAACUUGAGCGAAAAGCUCAUGAUGCAGUUCUCGAGGAAAACCUACGAAUCGCAAGAGAGGUUGAAGCAUGUAAAAAACAGCUUUGUGAUGCUCAAAUUGCUCUUCAAGAUAAAAAAGUGUUAUUUCCUACUUGGUCCAUGGAGAUAAUAUUGACCGAAUCAGUUGACAACCCGAGCAUUCACUGGUUAGAGCCGGUCACUUCCUGUUUUGUUGUUUUGAGAAAAUUGUGA
Molecule: messenger RNA, 600 nt
Organism: Lactuca saligna
Lineage: Eukaryota; Viridiplantae; Streptophyta; Magnoliopsida; Asterales; Asteraceae
Source: the annotation of a GenBank genome assembly